Messenger RNA from Ornithorhynchus anatinus (platypus), 2253 nucleotides. It is a transcript of the gene KIF2B, whose product is annotated as kinesin family member 2B. The transcript has 3 exons. Gene Ontology annotation, molecular function: microtubule binding; microtubule motor activity; ATP binding. The coding region runs from base 1 to 2142 and encodes 713 amino acids. NCBI's taxonomy places the organism in Eukaryota, Metazoa, Chordata, Mammalia, Monotremata, Ornithorhynchidae. The record is from RefSeq and is a predicted model, not a curated record. Gene Ontology annotation, biological process: microtubule-based movement.
AUGGCGUCGGGCCCCGGGGGGGGGGGGCCGGGGCAGGGUGCGGGGAGACACAGGGCUGCGCCCCCGCCCGGCCGGGACCCCUCUGGCCCUCACCCUCGGUCCCCCGCCGCCCCUCCGCACCGGCCGUCGGCGGCCUCGACGCUCCCCCGGCUCACCACGGCCGCCCAGGGCCCCCCCAGAGCCCCCCCCGCCCCCUCGCCCCGGGAGCGCUUCGGGGACCUGCAGGCGGGCAUCUGCCUGGCCAUCCGGAGGAGCGACGGCCGCAUCCACUCGGCCGUGGUCACCUCGCUCAACCCCGACCAUGACAGCGUCACGGUGGAGUGGGUCGAGCAGGGGGGCAGCAAGGGCAAGAAGGUGGACCUCAACAGCGUCUUCCUUCUCAACCCCAACCUGGCCCCCGCCCUCCCCCGGGAGGAGCCCCCGCAGUCCCCCGGCCCUCCGGCGCCCCGCUCGGCCGAGGGCGACCGGCCGGCGCCCGGCCGGCGCCCGGGGGUCACCCCGCUGAAUGGCGAGAUCCCGUGCGGGGACAGCCCGGCGGUGACCCCGGCCCCCUCCACGACCCCUUCCCCGUGGAGGUGGCGCAAAUCCCAGUGCGUGCGGGAGGUGGAGAGGCUGCGGGAGCGACGGGAGAGCAGGAGGCGGAAGCUGAAGGAGGCCGAGGCCCACCGGGGCCGGGGGCCGACCGGGGAGUGGGCGGCCGGGGCCGGGGCCCACCCCAACCGGGAGAUCUCGGGCAUGAUCCAGGAGUACCGGCGGCGGCUGGACCGGGCCCGGAUCCCCUCCGCCGGCCGCCGGCCCGCGGACGACCGCCGCAUCUGCGUCUGCGUGCGCAAGAGGCCGCUGAACCCCCGGGAGCUGGCCAUGAGGGACCUGGACGUGGUGACCAUCCCCGCCGGCGACAUCGUCCUGGUGCACGAGUCCAAGCAGAGGGUGGACCUGACCCGCUACCUGGACCACCAGACCUUCCGCUUCGACCGCGCCUUCGACGCCACCGCCUCCAACGAGGUCGUCUACCGCCACACGGCCCAGCCGCUGGUCCGGACCAUCUUCCGCCGGGGCCGGGCCACCUGCUUCGCCUACGGCCAGACGGGCAGCGGCAAGACCCACACCAUGGGCGGCGACUUCUCGGGCCGGGACCCCGAGGGCUCGGCGGGCAUCUACACGCUGGCCGCCCGCGACGUCUUCCUGCUGCUCGCGGAGCCCGGCUACGGGCGGCUGGGGCUCAAGGUGUUCUGCACGUUCUUCGAGAUCUACGGCGGCAAGGUGUACGACCUGCUCAACUGGAAGAGGAGGCUGCGGGUCCUGGAGGACGGCAAGCAGCAGGUCCAGGUGGUGGGCCUGCACGAGGAAGAGGUCGCCCGCGUGGAGGACGUCCUGAGCCUCCUGGAGCUGGGCAACGGCUGCCGGAUGUCCGGCCAGACCUCGGCCAACGCCCACUCCUCCCGCAGCCACGCCAUCUUCCAGAUCAUCCUGCGGACCGGUACCGGCGCCUUGCACGGCAAGUUCUCGCUCAUCGACCUGGCCGGCAACGAACGGGGCGCGGACACGUCCAGGGCCAACCGGCAGAGGCAGCUGGAGGGCGCCGAGAUCAACAAGAGCCUCCUGGCCCUCAAGGAAUGCAUCCGGGCCCUGGGCCGCAACAAGCCCCACACCCCCUUCCGGGCCAGCAAGCUCACCCAGGUCCUGCGCGACUCCUUCAUCGGGGUCGACUCGGCCACGUGCAUGAUCGCCACCAUCUCGCCGGGGAUGACCUCCUGCGAGAACACGCUCAACACGCUGCGCUACGCCAACAGGGUGAAGGAGCUGGCGGUCGACCCGGGCACCGUGUGCCACGUCCACGGGGCCCCAGAGCCGGGCCCCCCGGCGGGGGCCGGGACCCCGGGGGGGCCGCCCGACCGUCCGGACGCGCUCCGCGUCCGGGACGAGGAGGGGCAGCCCGCUCCGGAGCCGGGGGCCCGAUCCCCGGUGUCGCCCUGCGGGGACCUCGGCCAGUGGCUCGGGACCGUCCUGGACGCGGCCCAGGGCGUCAGCUGCGAUAUCGACUUCCGGGCGGCCGAGUUUGAGAGCGCCCUGGAGCAGAAGAUCGGGGUCCUGGCCGAAAUCCUAGCCAAAGUCAAGGGCUUCCGGGCCGACCUGCGGUAACGGCCGGGCUCCGACGGGGGGGGGGGGGGCGAGGGCCUUAGGGGGUCCGGGCCCACCCAGGUAGUCGGACCAGAGCGCCGCCCUCUUAAAACCUCUUCAAAUCCGCCCGUC